ACAACCAUCAGUCCCUCCCCUCAUGCCAGGACCCAAAUCCAAUCACUGUCCAAAUCUUGUAGACUUCACCUCCGCAACAUCUCCAACCUCCGCAACAUCUCCAGCCUUCGCAACAUCUCCAACCUCGGCAACAUCUCCAACUUCCGCAACACCUCCAACCUCGGCAACAUCUCCAACCUCGGCAACAUCUCCAACCUCCGCAACAUCUCCACCUCCGCAACAUCUCCAACCUUGGCAACACCUCCAA
Staurois parvus is the source of this 247-nucleotide messenger RNA. The record is from the annotation of a GenBank genome assembly. NCBI's taxonomy places the organism in Eukaryota, Metazoa, Chordata, Amphibia, Anura, Ranidae.